Molecule: messenger RNA, 2061 nt
Organism: Thermothelomyces thermophilus ATCC 42464
Lineage: Eukaryota; Fungi; Ascomycota; Sordariomycetes; Sordariales; Chaetomiaceae
Exons: 3
Coding region: 517-1971 (484 amino acids)
Source: RefSeq, a predicted model, not a curated record
GUUCAAGGAUCUAUCCCGGUCCCAACAGCGAGUGACCGCGCCGGCGCCCUCACAAACGCCGCAUCCUCGGCCGCGCGGCGCAAGAACUGGCCGUUUCGCUCGCUCCAUUCCAUUCCCUUCGUUCAAGUUAUCAAUUCGUUCACAGUCGCUCACUCAGCCCUUGUCUCUUUCUUUCUUCUUGGUUUCAUGUGGGAGGAAGUUCCUGGUCUUUUAAUUCUUUUCUCAUUCGCCAAGAUACCUUUACCGAUUUGCAGCAUGUUUUUAGCAAGAGCGGUGAGUCGCUCAGUCUUAACGACUGCAAAAGGCCACCGCAUCGCCAUUGCGACAGGUUCGCCAGUCCGAUGCGCAGCACCAAGACUUUGGAGACCGUUCUCCAGUGAGCGGAUCCGACCGCCCGAGCCAGACAAUGGCUCAUCAUCAUCAUCAUCAUCAUCAUCAUCAUCACCACCACCACCGCCGCCGCCACCGCCACCGCCGCCCCCGGGACAGGAUGCCCAACCUUCUCUUCUGUCGAAAAUGCUGGAGGCGGCCGCCACCUCGUUGGCCUCCAUAAUCGUCCUCGGAGCCGGUUUUGGCCUAGCCGCCUAUGCUUACCAUAAGGGUUACAAGUACAUGGUGCUUCACAAGAUGGCCAACGCCUUUGAGCCCGGCGACCCCGUCCUAGAGCUUGCCGCAAUAGGCAAAGAUCUCCCGCUCUCCAAGACGGCCGCGGCCACCCACUGGGUGGAGCGGCCGGAGCAGCCCAUCGUCGACGACAUCGUCGCCGGCCGCAGCGUCGGUCACUACCACCUGUUCAUCGGGGACAAGGGCACCGGCAAGAGCAGCAUGCUCCUGGAAGCGAUGCGCAAGAUCGACGGCGACGGCGUGGCCAUGUUCGAAGCCCAUGCCGAUCUCGAGAUCUUCAGGAUCCGCCUGGGCAAGGCGCUGGACUACGAGUUCCACGAGGACUACAUCGGCGGCUACUUCAGCGAGCGCGGGCCGAGGGACACCACCGCCCUGCUCGACAUCGAGCGCGCCCUCAACAAGCUGGAGAAGGUGGCGCUCCGCAGACGGGCCAAGGUCGGGCGCCCGCUCGUCGUCAUCAUCAACCAGAUGCACCUGAUCAGGGACGACGAAGACGGCAAGGAUCUGAUCGAGCUGCUGCAGCAGCGGGCCGAGCAGUGGGCGGCCGCGCACCUGGUCACCAUGGUCUUCAACAGCGACGACUACUGGGUCUACGAGCGGCUGAAGCAGCUGGCGACCCGCAUGGACGUCCUCACCAUCAUGGACCUGCCCAAGGCGCAGGCGACGGCCGCCCUCAGGAACUACCGCCAGCGCUACUUCCACGAGGACCCUCCGUCCGAGAUCCUCGAGGAGGUCUACAACCGCGUCGGCGGCCGACUCAACUUCCUGAACCGCGUGGCCAAGAGCAACGACAUGCUGGAUGCCUGCGACAAGAUCAAGGAGACCGAGAAGACCUGGUUCUUGAAUCAAUGCUGGAUCCUCGGAAAAGACAUGGACGACGACGUCAUGGACCAGCAAAAGUGGGCUGCGGCCGCGGUGGUCCUAGCGGCCGCUCUGGUAGACAAGGAGAAGGAGAUGGAGACGACGUACGACCCCGUGGUGGGCCACGUGCUCCCGUCGUUUCCGCUCUACAAGGCCCAGGAGAUCAUGACCCGGGUCGACUUUGUGCGCGCCUUCGAUCGCCUGAACCUGUUUAGCAUCACGAGCGACGCCCAGGUCCGGGCCAGCUCCGUGCCCAUGCACCUCGCCUUCCGGGAGAUCGUCUCCCAGCCCGGCUUCCGCGAGCAUCUCCAGGGCACCAUCGACCGCAUCGCCGCCAUCGAGAGCCUCGGCCGCACACGGGAGCUUGUGGCCAAGGACUUGGUCCUCGGCGGGAAGUAUGAGAUACGGAAGAUCCCUGGAGGCAUUGACGUGUCACUACGGGAGAAGGAAGAAGAGGAAGCCACGGGCGAUGACGACAAGAACUGAUCGAAUCCGCUAUAUCUUGAUAAAGUUACUCCCUCGCGGGCGAUUCGAAGGGCACGAAACAAAACAAUAUAUGAUUCGGUACCCCCGGUU